UUUUACUAAUGGACGCGUAGAAGAUGACUCAGAUUAUUUAGGAGCAAAGACUACCUGAACUGCUACUGCUACUAGAAUCUGGGAUGCCCAAAGGAAAUGAACACAAUGAACGUGGAUUUAAAGCAAACGUUUGCGCGCAUCAAGCCAGUGUGCGAUAUUGUGAUGAUGUGCCCCAACGCGGACUCCAUCGCGCAGUUCACCAGCCGCGUGGGCGAGCUGAAGAAGGAGGCCGUGCAAGAGCUGCAACAGUACCUCUUGUUCCCAUUCAUAACACAUAUAAAGUCUACUGAAAUUGAGAAAAAAUAUGAGCUCCAGUGGAGGAUAAUAGAUGCCAUGCGAGUGGUGCUGGAAAAAGUAACUGUGAUCAGCUUCGAGAUGUGCAUCAAGAUAGAAACAGGGCUGCUCAGCCUGGUGUUCGACAACUCCAAGCCUGGCAUGGUUGCGGAUGUACCAGAAGAGCUAAAGCACUCUGUUAUGAAGUGCCUAACAGUGCUAAUGCUGCACAUCGACGACUGCGUCCGCAAGAAAAUGCUUCGCACGCAGGUGCCGCUUAUCGCGCAGGCUGUCUUCGUGUCCGUCCAUCUUGCCAAGCUGGAGAGGCUCAGGGCGCUAAGACUGGCAGCUAUCGACUCCGUAACAGCGCACACCGCGUGCCACCGCCAGCUGACGGACGCGUACCACAUAAAGGACAUACCGCUGGAGGCGCUGGUGGUGGACAUGCUGGCCAGCAUCCUGCCCGGCGUGCUGGCCGCGCUGCAGGACGUAGCCACCUGCCACGACAAUCCCGGACACGCGGUGAUAGUGGCAGCGAUUGACGCGAUACACCGCAUAUUGUGUCUCACGAUGAACGACAAAUACUUGCUCAAGCACUCGAACAUAACGGCCGAGCACUUCGCUAAGAUGGUCAUAGACAAGCGAAAACCUAACAAAGAAGUAAGCAGUAAGGAAAAGAAUCCCAAGGAGAUAUCCAAACGUUCAGCGGAGUGGUUCGCGAUGGCGGGCGAGAAGCUGGUGCUGAUCAGCAAGAGUCUGUCGGAGCUGAUCACGUACGAUCACCCUAAAGUGCGCCGCGAACUUGGCGUGUACUGCGACAGGCUGCUCACUGAGUGCCACCAGCGUUCAGCGGAGUGGUUCGCGAUGGCGGGCGAGAAGCUGGUGCUGAUCAGCAAGAGUCUGUCGGAGCUGAUCACGUAUGAUCACCCUAAAGUGCGCCGCGAACUUGGCGUGUACUGCGACAGAGUUAAUAUCCCCAAGGAGAUAUCCAAACGUUCAGCGGAGUGGUUCGCGAUGGCGGGCGAGAAGCUGGUGCUGAUCAGCAAGAGUCUGUCGGAGCUGAUCACAGUUAAUAUCCCCAAGGAGAUAUCCAAACGUUCGGCGGAGUGGUUCGCGAUGGCGGGCGAGAAGCUGGUGCUGAUCAGCAAGAGUCUGUCGGAGCUGGUCACGUAUGAUCACCCUAAAGUGCGCCGCGAACUUGGCGUGUACUGCGACAGGCUGCUCACUGAGUGCCACCAAACAAUGCAGCCAUCCGUCUCCAUCGCACUCGACCAGCUGGUGGCGCUCUCUGGCGACUGUCACCCCGAGGUGUCGGAGUACUGCUCGAGCGCGGUGCGCGCGCACUGCGGCCAGCACGCGGCCGACACUCUGCGGGACAACUUCGCGGGCAUCGUCGCCGGCCUGCCGCGGGUGCUGAACAACGUCGAUUCCGGCCGCAAAUUAACAGCGCUCAACAGGCUAUACGGCUACAUCCAGGUGAUGAUGGACUCGGCGCAGCCGCAGACGCUGACCGCGGCGCUCAGCACGGAGCACUCGCUCCAGAGCUUCGUGUCCGCGCUGCUGGAGGCGGCCGCGCUGCACACCGACCUAGUGCUGCUCGCGCGCCACACGAGAGGUACAGACUAUACUACGCAGACGCUGACCGCGGCUGUCAGCACGGAGCACUCGCUCCAGAGCUUCGUGUCCGCGCUGCUGGAGGCGGCCGCGCUGCACACCGACCUAGUGCUGCUCGCGCGCCACACGAGAGGUACAGACUAUACUACGCAGACGCUGACCGCGGCUGUCAGCACGGAGCACUCGCUCCAGAGCUUCGUGUCCGCGCUGCUGGAGGCGGCCGCGCUGCACACCGACCUAGUGCUGCUCGCGCGCCACACGAGAGGUACAGACUAUACUACGCAGACGCUGACCGCGGCUGUCAGCACGGAGCACUCGCUCCAGAGCUUCGUGUCCGCGCUGCUGGAGGCGGCCGCGCUGCACACCGACCUAGUGCUGCUCGCGCGCCACACGAGAGGUACAGACUAUACUACGCAGACGCUGACCGCGGCUGUCAGCACGGAGCACUCGCUCCAGAGCUUCGUGUCCGCGCUGCUGGAGGCGGCCGCGCUGCACACCGACCUAGUGCUGCUCGCGCGCCACACGAGAGGUACAGACUAUACUACGCAGACGCUGACCGCGGCUGUCAGCACGGAGCACUCGCUCCAGAGCUUCGUGUCCGCGCUGCUGGAGGCGGCCGCGCUGCACACCGACCUAGUGCUGCUCGCGCGCCACACGAGAGGUACAGACUAUACUACGCAGACGCUGACCGCGGCUGUCAGCACGGAGCACUCGCUCCAGAGCUUCGUGUCCGCGCUGCUGGAGGCGGCCGCGCUGCACACCGACCUAGUGCUGCUCGCGCGCCACACGAGAGGUACAGACUAUACUACGCAGACGCUGACCGCGGCUGUCAGCACGGAGCACUCGCUCCAGAGCUUCGUGUCCGCGCUGCUGGAGGCGGCCGCGCUGCACACCGACCUAGUGCUGCUCGCGCGCCACACGAGAGACGUGCCCGCAACAGCGCCGUUAUCGCCGCCGUGGCUGCGGCUGCGGCACCUGGACGACGCGGCGGCCGCGCGGCUGUGGAGCACAGCGCUGCUGCUGGGCGGCGCCGAGUGCGCCUCGCUGCUGCUCGACCGGCUCGAGCCGCGCGAGCCCGAGAGCGCCGCGCUGGCCAACCUCCUCGUCUCAACUCCAGACGCCCCAGUGGAACUGGCGGAACGCGUGCUCAACGCGUACACGGAGGAUAGUGUGUGGUACCUGCCACUGGAGGUGGGUAGCGAAGAACCGCUCUCCACGCACGAGACCCUCGACCCCUCCGUGUACGACCCCCGCGCCUGGACCAAGGACAGCGUGCCAGGCCUGUACGAGGGCGCUACUGAGACGCGCUACACGGGCAUCAGCUACUCGGCGCCGCGCGCGCCGCGCCGCGCCGCCGGCACGUGCGCCACGCUCGGCGAGGCGCAGCGCAACAUGGCGCUCGCCUGCAUCCUCACCGAGGGCGUCGGCCUCGCGGCGAGGAGGCUCAUGGACCACUUCCAGCCCUAUCUGCUCAAGACGCUCUGCAUGAUAUUGGAGAGAGUCGGUAGUAGGUACGAGAUGCUACACGUAGCCGGGGUGGUAGCCAUCAGCGACAUCGCGGCGGCGUGCGGCCACGACUCCGUGCCCGACCUCAUACGCUGCAACGCCGACUACUUCACGCACCAGAUCUCCGUCCGGCUCAAAAAGGCUUGGAACACCGAGUCAGCACUUCAAAUCCUGUCCGUGGUCAUGCAGUACAGUGACGCCAGUAUACUGGACUGUCUUUAUGGAAUAGUGGAAGACGUUCUAGUCCAAAGUUUGGAUAAAUAUCACGAGAAAAACUUACAAGCGUACCUUCAAGUGUUCCUGACAUUCAUCACCCGUAUCCGGAAAUGGUUUCCUGCGGAGGACGAAUCAAAAACGGCAGAAAAAAAGAAAAGUGAACAGGACCAAGAAAUUGACGUGUUGAAGGACCUGAUGGAAUACCUGGCGCAUACUGAGGAGAUGGACAGGCUGAUGACCAACGAGGCGGAGACGACACAAAGCGCAGAAGAGAUGUAUAAAGAAGAUCAAAAAAUUAGGGAGGAAGGAAUUCUGGACUAUGAUGAUAAAGUUACAGAGGAAACCCCUCCCCUGCCGCGGCAUAUCGUCGUGACGCGAACUAUUCUGAAGCGGUGCCUCAACUUCCUUACGUCGAAGAAUACCGAGGUGGCCAUCCUAGCGCUGCAGGUCCUAAACGAGGGUUUCCCGAUCCUGGCCGCGUACCCGGACGAGCUGCUGCCGCUCGCGCACUCGUGCUGGGCGCCGCUGGCCGCGCGCUGCGCCGGCGACGACGCCGUGGUGCUGCGCCGCGCGCUCGAACUCCUUGUUACUAUGGCGGCGCUGGCUAAGGACUUCCUCAGGCAACGGGCGGCUACGGACGUGUUACCUCACAUAUACGUGUUCCUGCACAAGUCGGCGCGCGAGAGCCACCUGAAGGACGCGGGCGCCGCUUACCGCACCUCUGCCGCAUUCCGGCUACAGGCGAGCGCGCUCAACGCUCUCCGUACCCUGGCGUCAGACCUGGUGCUGGAGAACGACCGCCUGCAGGACGCGAUGGCGUGUGUCGACGACUACCUCAGCCGCAAGCAGCCCAAGCCUCUACAGGAGCUUGCUGUGAAGUUCUUCAAAGCAAUGCUGGAGUACGACUACGGCGCGACCUGGUACCACCUGCGCGCGCUCGCCGACAACGAGUGCGUGCUGCCGCCGCCCGACUCCACGGCACAAGACAGAUACAACCUGGUGCCCGUCGUCGGCACCCCCUACUCCCCCACCAACAAGGAUCUCGAGCGUAACCUGGCGCUAGUGUUCGCGGGGCAACACCGCCACGGCUAGCACACGCCGUGUCUGCGGAAAUGCAGACGCGGCAAACGGAAACUUGCACGGUAAACUGAUUCGG
Cydia amplana is the source of this 4765-nucleotide messenger RNA. It is a transcript of the gene Tti1, whose product is annotated as TELO2-interacting protein 1 homolog. Lineage: Eukaryota; Metazoa; Arthropoda; Insecta; Lepidoptera; Tortricidae. Gene Ontology annotation, biological process: chromatin remodeling. Gene Ontology annotation, cellular component: cytoplasm. The transcript is spliced from 23 exons. The record is from RefSeq and is a predicted model, not a curated record. The coding region runs from base 97 to 4701 and encodes 1534 amino acids.